This is a messenger RNA of Pyricularia grisea, 1557 nucleotides long. RefSeq lists its product as uncharacterized. The coding region runs from base 1 to 1557 and encodes 518 amino acids. Gene Ontology annotation, cellular component: mitochondrion. Lineage: Eukaryota; Fungi; Ascomycota; Sordariomycetes; Magnaporthales; Pyriculariaceae. The record is from RefSeq and is a predicted model, not a curated record. Gene Ontology annotation, molecular function: protein-arginine omega-N symmetric methyltransferase activity. The transcript is spliced from 2 exons.
AUGGACUCGCCAAUCCUUACCCAGCUGCUCCGCCAGCUCUUUCGACAUCCUGCCUGCCAGUCACAACGCCUCACCCGACCAGUGGCCUCGACCGCCACGGUAACAAGAGGCAAAACCUCCACCACAUGUAACAACAGAAGAUGUUUUUCGACCCAACAACGGCGGCCACAGCGUCACCGCCAGCCCCAAGAAUACUCGCGAGGCUCCAAGACGGCCGUACAAAGGGAGAGCCACUGGCAGCAGCGCCAGGACCUGGUAUCGGCCGACCGCUCUGCCGAGUUCGCCUCGUACCCUACCGUGACGGCUGCCGAGCUGCAGCACCGCCAUGAGCGGCCGCGCAAGGUCAAGAUGCUCACGCGCGACUUCAUCCAGGACAGCCUGUACAACCCAAACUAUGGCUACUUCUCCAAGCAGGUCGUCAUCUUCAGCCCGGGGGAGCCCUUUGACUUCCCCGCCCUCCGCGACGAGAACGACUUCCACUCGCUCCUGUCCCAACGUUACACCGACUUUGAGGACGACCUGGACAAGACGCAACCCUCGGACACGCGCCAGCUGUGGUUCACCCCGACGGAGCUCUUCCGCCCUUACUACGGCGAGGCCAUCGCCCGCUACCUCAUGGCCAACUACGUCCUGACAUCAUAUCCGUACCACGACCUCAUCAUCUACGAGAUGGGCGCAGGGCGCGGCACCCUCAUGCUGAACAUACUCGACUUCAUUCGCGACACGGAGCCGUCCGUCUACGACCGCACCAAGUACCGUAUCAUCGAGAUCUCGUCCUCGCUGGCCGAGAUGCAGAACCGCCAGCUGCGCUCCUCGGCCGCCGCCCGUGGCCACGCCGACAAGGUCGAGAUCAUCAACCGCUCCAUCCUUGACUGGGCCCAGCCCGAGCCUAGCCCCUGCUUCUUCCUCGCCUUUGAGGUCUUUGACAACUUCUCCCACGACUGCAUCCGCUACGACCUGGCCACCGAGCAGCCCAUGCAGGGGACCGUCCUCAUCGACCAGCGCGGCGACUUUUUCGAGUUUUACGAGCCCAGGCUCGACCCCCUGGCCGAGCGCUUCUUUCGCGUCAGGCACGCAGCAACCGGGGGCCGCUACGAGACCCCUUACCCGGCCAACAGGCUGCUGCGCAAGCUCAAGCUCGGCAUGCCCUUUGCCCACAACCUCAGCAAGCCAGAGUACAUACCGACCAGUCUGAUGCAGUUCUUCGAGGUCCUCGACCGCUACUUCCCCGCCCACCGCCUCGUCACGAGCGAUUUCCACUGGCUUCCAGACGCCACCCCGGGUCUGAACGCGCCGAUCGUCCAGACGCGGUAUCAGCGCCGCCCCGUGCCCGUGACGACACCCCUGGUACAUCAAGGCUACUUCGACAUCAUGUUUCCGACCGACUUUACCGUCAUGGAAAAAAUGUACCAGGCCAUCACCGGUAGGCUGAGCAGGGUCUUGACCCAUGAGGACUUUAUGCGCCGCUGGGCCUACGUCGAUGAGACUCGUACCAAGAGCGGCGAGAACCCGAUGCUGAGCUGGUUCAAAAACGCCAGCGUCAUGACAACAUUAUAA